Molecule: messenger RNA, 1773 nt
Organism: Botrytis cinerea B05.10
Lineage: Eukaryota; Fungi; Ascomycota; Leotiomycetes; Helotiales; Sclerotiniaceae
Exons: 1
Coding region: 70-1719 (549 amino acids)
Biological process (GO): proteolysis; cell adhesion
Molecular function (GO): metalloendopeptidase activity; carbohydrate binding; zinc ion binding
Source: RefSeq, a predicted model, not a curated record
GUAUCUGAGCUGUGUUGUCUUUAUCUGUGCAGUCGUCUACUUUGUUUCCAAGAAAUCCAUACCGUCACUAUGAGUAUUCCAAUCAGCACCGACGAUCUUCAUGAAGUCCACACGUGUGCAAUUCUCCGCCCGGAGAGUGGUACUCCUCUUCCUCCUAGCGGCGAGAAACGCGAUUCGGGCGGCUUUGACUACCUUGUUCUUGACCCCAAAUUCUACUGGAAUCCAGGUGACGAACUUACUGUCUCCUUUAUCAAGCCCGACCCGAAGAAGAUGAUCAUAAAUGAUUGGAAUAGCUUGAAGAAAAAAGUUGAAGACAUUGCGCGAGAGUGGGAGGACGUUGCCAACAUUCGUUUCACCUUCAACGACAGUUCAGACGCACAAAUCAGAGUAGGAUUUUUUCCUGGGGCAGGCGGCUUCUCUGCCCUCGGCACAGAUUGCACGUCGAUCAAACCUGGCGAUCCAACGAUGUCUCUUGGCAGGUCCCCAGACAAAAAGACCUUUCGUUCUUCUGUCUUGCACGAAUUCGGUCACGUACUUGGAUGUUUACAUGAGCACUCCAGCCCUCUAUCCGAUAUUCAGUGGAAUGACGAGCAGGUCUAUCUGUUCUAUGAAAACAAACACGGGAAGGAUAAGAUCUGGGUCGAUGAGCAGAUUCUAAAACCUUUGAAGGAAUAUGAGACGGAUCAUUCGAGCUUCGACUCUUCUUCAAUCAUGAUCUAUCCCAUUGACAAAGCUCUCACCAAGAACGGCGUGUCCAUCAAGCCUCCCUCGGAAAUUUCGCUCAAGGACAAAGCAUUCAUGCAACAGAUUUACCCACCUCAUUCCGUUCCCGACUCAGUGGGAGUGUUCUAUAGCUGGAACUACAAGAAGUGGGAUCGUCGAGAUCCCAAAAACACAGCGUUCGUACCAUUUGCAUCCGAGUUGGCCACUGCUACCCCGGCUGUCGCUGUUGGGUUGGUGCAGUUCGACAUGGAUUUCAAAGUUCCUCUUCGAGUCAAAGCCACUGCAGCUUGCGUCACCUCUCAAAGCUUCAAUAUACAGACUGAAACUUGGGAUGGCUCUGACGGCUUACUCUCCGCUGGAGCAACAUGGUUCAAGAUCGACGAUCCAAAGACGUCGGACUUUCGGACCGGCAUGUUUGACACUGCCGGAUAUCAGACUGAGAGAGAACCGUUAUCCGACUUCAAGUGGACCAUAAAGUUCAAACGAGCUUUUGAAUCCCCUCCUGAAAUUGUCGUCUGGAUCCGGGGUUUUUACAUUGAGACUGGCACCGAUAUUGGACUCACUGUAUCCGCGCAUAAUAUUACCAAAAGUAGCUUUGAGAUCCACAUCGAUCCUAUCGGCAAUACAAAACUUCACCGUGCUAUGGCAACAUGGAUUGCGUACCCCAAAGAUAAAAAGGGUGUCUUCAGUGGCAACACAGUAAACCAAGAGAUGAAAGUGUGGGCUGGGGAGAAGGACAAUCGUCGCGGCUACUCUACGAGAUAUGACCUCACAGAUAGGCUAGAGCAGCAGAAUUGUGAUUGGACAAAAUUUCGUGUUUGGGCUGGGGUGAACUCUUUUGAUAUCAGUGGAGAGCGCAAUAUCAGGCUACAAACAGUGGUGGAAAAAAUAGGCCAGGAUGUCUGUGAAAAUAGUUUUUGGAUCCAUGUGAAGACUUGGAGUGAUACUGUUUGCCGCUCUGCAAGUUCCUCAUAUUUAGCAGUAUUUGAAGAAUGAUAGAAGCUUCUGGUAAUAGUUACUAUCCAGAAUUUAAUAAGAUAAUUUAUAUUA